AUGGCAGCAGAAGCCCGUGAAGCAGCCGCAGUCACUCCCAGGUCUGGAGCUGAAAAGUUCCUGCCAAAGCAGGCCCUCAGCCCAACCCAGCCUGGCCUGACAAAUCUACCCCAGAAUGUGACCCAGCCCAACCUCCUGCGUCUAGAACGGCACCAGGAGAAGCCCAGGAAGAGGGGCCGCAUUCUCAAGGAGCUGGGUGCUUGCCAUGUUGUCAUCGCUCUGCUAUACUUGAUCCUUGGGAGUUACCUGGUCGCUGCCGUCCAGAACCUUCACCUGGUGGUGGUGAAGUGCUGGUAUCCGUUCUGGGGGGCUGCCUCUUUCCUCAUUUCAGGGAUCUUGGGGAUCACAGUGGAGAUGUUUCGGAAAAAUUAUCUGGGGGUGUGCUUGGUAGCAAACACCAUCAGCUUCCUCUGUGUGCUGGCUGGCCUCUUUGUCAUUGCCAAGGAUCUCUACUUGGAGACUCCAUUUGACUUUCCCUUCUGGAAACCAUACCCCAAUGACACCGUCCACCUCCAGAGGCUGGUGCUGGCCCUGCUCUGUGUCACCUGCCUGGAGGUCUUCCUGCCGUGGCUUAUGGCCGUCAUGGCCUACAAGCAUACCCGCCUGUCUGCAGAGGAGGAUGAACUGUCCCUUGUUCCCGACACACCGGUGCAGCUCAAGUUGCCACCGAUGACACCUCCACCAUCCUACGAGGACGUGACUCAAGGCGGCAUGCUGGACAGGCAGGAAUACAGGGCCUCAGUGUCUCCAUCUGUACGGUGAGGGGGCGGGUGAAAGAAGUGAUCCAGGUGGUCAAGUUCAGGAUUCCGGCUGUGACAUCCAAGGUCACCAGUGAAGCUUCAGCCUUGGAAUUCCA
Molecule: messenger RNA, 856 nt
Organism: Hippopotamus amphibius kiboko
Lineage: Eukaryota; Metazoa; Chordata; Mammalia; Artiodactyla; Hippopotamidae
Gene: MS4A10
Product: membrane spanning 4-domains A10
Exons: 7
Coding region: 1-762 (253 amino acids)
Biological process (GO): cell surface receptor signaling pathway
Cellular component (GO): plasma membrane
Source: RefSeq, a predicted model, not a curated record